AUGCGCCGAUUCCUGCUGCUCGUGGCGGCGGCGGCCACCGCCGGCGCGCAACUAACCGAGUUCUCGAGCCACAUCGUCCUCGACGGCUUCGACGUCGAGCGGUUUAAUCGCCCCGACCGGCUCGCACAUAUCAAUUUGUUUGGAGUCCUCAUGCGCGUCUUUUUCGACGAUCCGGACUCGACGUACGUCCGAUAUUUCGACCGAGACGCGUCGCGCUACGCCGAGGCCUACGAGCACGACGGCGCGGCGGGCGGCAAAAUCCCCUACAUGGUGACGUCGCCGGAGAGCUACGAGGUCCUGAAGGAGCGGAUGCGCGUCGCGCUCGAGUCCGGCGAGCUCCAGCGCAUCAUCGACACGCACAGCGAGAGCAGCAUCAUCUCGAACGCGCCCGUGAACGUCAAGGCGAGCCUGCACUUCCUCGGCCACUCGCGCCACGAGACGGAGCCCGCGCCCGGGCCCGCGCCGGCGCCCCGGCCGAAGGACGACGACGACGACGACGGGCUGUCGGGACUAGACAUAUUCCUCAUCGUGUUCUUCGUGAUCCUCUUCGCCGUCUUCAACGUCAUGGCCUUCCUCGUCUACCGGAAGCGCAAGCGCGAGCGCGCGGAGGACGCCAUCGCGCUCGUGCCGGCGCCGACGUACCUCCACCCGUCGCUGCACCACAAGACGUUCCCCGGCGCGGGGCCCGCCGCGUCGUACCGCGGCCGGUCGGGCGCCUUCAGCGACGAGCUCCAGCCCACGGAGUCCUUCCGGAACGUGUCGGACCCGCAGUACGAGUUCGGAACGCUCGGCGGCGACGACAUGGGGAAGGCGUUCGCUUGA
This is a messenger RNA of Pelagomonas calceolata, 822 nucleotides long. NCBI's taxonomy places the organism in Eukaryota, Pelagophyceae, Pelagomonadales, Pelagomonadaceae. The record is from the annotation of a GenBank genome assembly.